Messenger RNA from Penicillium argentinense, 429 nucleotides. RefSeq lists its product as uncharacterized. The coding region runs from base 1 to 429 and encodes 142 amino acids. The record is from RefSeq and is a predicted model, not a curated record. Lineage: Eukaryota; Fungi; Ascomycota; Eurotiomycetes; Eurotiales; Aspergillaceae. The transcript has a single exon.
AUGGCCCAGCCACGUCACAUUCAUGAUCUCGCCGACGAGCUGCUGAGCGAGAUCCUCUCCUUUCUGCUACUGGAACCAGGCUUUCGUGCCUUUAAUAGUCGCCGCUAUGGGAACGGACGCGGGCACAACGGGAUCGUGGACGGUGAUUACCCGCAUCGCACACCCAUUGGGUAUGGCGAGUCUUCUGAUCUCGGUCGCUUUCGACUCGUGUGCACGCGAUUCAUGCGGAUCGGCACUCCGCGCCAAUUCUCCCAUUUCAACCUGCGAUUCUCCGCGAAUGGGUUCCGCCGACUGGACGAAUUGCUCCAAAUGCAGCUGGCCCGUUAUGUGAAAUCGGUGACCUACCUCGUGCGACCUUUCUACCAAGGCAGAGGUAAACAUCGACUCUUCGUCAAUAUCCACCCACCUCGAUCGACAGAAACACCAUAA